AUGCCUUCUUCAGUCAAACAAUUGACUACACUAACGGAGAACGACCAUAUGCAUAUCGGUUGUAUCAACCCUACGAACGCCGUCUAUGAGAAAGUGAGUAUCGACUUGUUUCGCUUAUUCGAAGCUCAAAUCCUGAUCAGGAAACAACAUGCCCUUGUAUUCUUGGAAGCUGCAAUCUCUCGUGCUCAGCCAGCUAAGAUCAACAUUGAAACUCGCUAUUUCGGGAUACUGGCUCUACCUGACUUGACAACCAAGCAUCUUGGAGUCGAGGUUUCUGGUUCAACGAUAGACCUCUCGCCGAAAGAGGUUGUUGUGCCAUGGCAAUCACUGGGGUAUCACAGCCACCCGUCCCCGUAUGGACACGGAAUCAGCCGUGAUGAGGUGUCACCUGUCAGCGCGAUUGCGCCAUUCGGUGCUUUAAGUUUUGACACAGUUCCCAAGGUGGUUUGGACCCUGUACUACAACUCGGACCUAGCGAAGGAUGAAGGUGUGCGAUCACACCAGAGAAACUAA
Molecule: messenger RNA, 513 nt
Organism: Lithohypha guttulata
Lineage: Eukaryota; Fungi; Ascomycota; Eurotiomycetes; Chaetothyriales; Trichomeriaceae
Exons: 2
Coding region: 1-513 (170 amino acids)
Source: RefSeq, a predicted model, not a curated record